GAGAACACCUGAGUGAAACAACGCAGGAAAUUCCACACAGUAAUAAUGACUUCAGGAAAAGAAGGUGAUCUAAGGAUUAUUCUCCUGGGUAAAACUGGAGCAGGAAAAACUGCAACAGGAAACACAAUCCUGGGCAGAAAUGCAUUUAAAGAGACCAGUGAAAUAUGUGAGAAACAGGAAGGAUACGUGGAUGGGAAGAACAUUGUUGUAUUUGACACUCCAGGACUAUUCAAUGCAUCUAUCACAAAAGAGCAAGUAAAGGCUGAAAUAGAGAGGUGUGUAGAGAUGUCUGCUCCUGGUCCUCAUGUGUUCCUGAUGGUGAUCAAACUGGGGGUUAGAUUCACAGAAGAAGAGAGGAACUCAGUGCAAUGGAUUCAGGAGAACUUUGGAAAAGAGGCUUUGCUUCGUACCAUCAUUCUGUUUACUUACACUGAUCUGCUGAAGGGUAAAUCUUUAGAGGAGUACGUCAGGAAAAGCCACUAUUUACCAAAAAUAGUUGAUAGUUGUGGUGGCAGAUAUCACUCAUUCAACAAUGAAGAGAGAACCAAUCAACAUCAGAUCACAGAACUGCUGCUGAAGAUCAAUGCAUUGAGGAGAGCAAAUGGAAUGAGGCAUUACACUCCUGAGAUGUGGCAGGAAGAUCACUUGACCCGGCCAUCUUCUACCGAAAGUGAUAUGAGGAUUGUGCUGUUGGGCAACACUGGAUCAGGAAAAAGUGCAUCAGGAAACACCAUCCUGAAUGAAGACCUUUUUGAUGUGAAACACUCUCCAAGAUCAGUUACAGCGAACUGUAACAAACAAGAAGCAAAUGUGGAUGGAUGCACCAUAUCAGUUAUUGACUGUCCAGGUCUGUUUGACACUCGAGAUAAAGAAAUACUGCAGACUGUAACAGGGCAGUGCAUGAGCCUGUCUUAUCCUGGGCCUCAUGCAUUUCUGCUGGUGAUGAAACUGGGUGUGAAAUUUACAGAGGAGGAGAAGAAUGUUAUGAAAUGGAUUCAGCAGAACUUUGGAGAAGAUGCCAUGAACUACACCAUCAUUCUGUUCACUCAUGCUGAUGUGCUGAAGGGCAAGCCUGUAGAGACAUAUAUCAGUAAAAGCAAUGAGCUAAAGCAAUUGAUCAAGACCUGUUGGGGCAGAUAUCACUCAUUUAACAAUGAGAACAUAAAUAAUCGAGAUCAGGUCACAGAACUGCUGCAAAUGAUACACAAAAUGGUCCUUUUUAAUGGAGGGAAGCACUAUGUAAAAAUAAAUAAUGUAUAAAUGUAUAAAUAAACCCAGGAAAAGCUAAAAGCUCAA
This is a messenger RNA of Sinocyclocheilus rhinocerous, 1296 nucleotides long. RefSeq names its product GTPase IMAP family member 8-like. The record is from RefSeq and is a predicted model, not a curated record. The coding region runs from base 46 to 1260 and encodes 404 amino acids. NCBI's taxonomy places the organism in Eukaryota, Metazoa, Chordata, Actinopteri, Cypriniformes, Cyprinidae. Gene Ontology annotation, molecular function: GTP binding. The transcript is spliced from 6 exons.